This is a messenger RNA of Erigeron canadensis, 1484 nucleotides long. Its product is annotated as probable WRKY transcription factor 14. The transcript has 3 exons. Lineage: Eukaryota; Viridiplantae; Streptophyta; Magnoliopsida; Asterales; Asteraceae. Gene Ontology annotation, cellular component: nucleus. The record is from RefSeq and is a predicted model, not a curated record. Gene Ontology annotation, molecular function: transcription cis-regulatory region binding; DNA-binding transcription factor activity. The coding region runs from base 50 to 1330 and encodes 426 amino acids. Gene Ontology annotation, biological process: regulation of DNA-templated transcription.
AUACUUAGUUAGUUAUUGAUUAGUAGCUAUAUAUAUAGAGAGAGAGAGAAUGGAGAACAAUAAUUUUCAUGGUGAUUUAGCAGACAUUUUUCGACCAGGAAGCGUUAACUCAUCGAUAGAUCCAGGUGGGGUUUCAGUAGAUCAUUGGCAAUACUUUGAUCAUGAUAAUCAAGAAAUUACACAUCCUCAUCAAAAGUCAAACCUUUAUGAUGAUGACGAUGAUGAUCAUGAGGGUUUUGGUCAACCCUGCUUUACAAGUCUUUUAUCAGAUCCAUUAAUAGCACCACAUCAAGGAACUUCAUCAUCAUCAACUCCUCCUCCAUGCUUCUUUGGAACAACAACAGCAAGUAAUGAUUUAGUAGCAGAUGAACAACAACCAUCUUCAACGACAACAAGAAUACCAUCAUUAAGAUUCGAUGAUCAUCAUCAGCAUCGUCACCAGAAGACUACCGUCAACGUUAACCAUAAUAAUCAAAAUAUAUUUUCAAAGAUGUUACAAAUUUCACCAAAUGCUACAAAGUCAUCAACAAAUAAUAAUGAAAUGAAUAUGAUCAUUACAUCUUCUACUACUUCUAAUUCUUCUUCUUCUACUACUUCCGCAACAAAACGUGGGUUGAUGGAAGCUUCUACCACCUUACAGAUCUCGUCACAGCGAAAUCCAGGCAUCAAGAGAAGGAAGAGCCAGGCAAAGAAAGUAGUGUGCAUACCGGCACCAGCACCUGCAAAUAGUAGACCCACGGGAGAAGUUGUUCCUUCGGACCUAUGGGCUUGGCGAAAGUAUGGCCAAAAGCCUAUCAAAGGCUCUCCUUACCCCAGAGGCUACUAUAGAUGUAGCAGCUCAAAAGGAUGCUCAGCAAGGAAACAAGUGGAAAGAAGUCGAACCGACCCUAACAUGUUGGUUAUCACCUACACUUCUGAACACAACCAUCCCUGGCCCACCCAACGUAACGCUCUAGCCGGUUCCACUAGAACCCCACAACCCCCCAAGACCACCACCACAAACACCACUACAACCGAACAACCGCAACAAAAAGAAGAAAUCAUGGCAACAACUACAGUAGAAGAUGAAAUUAGAAAUGGAUCAUCGGUGGUACUUCAAGUAGUAAAAGACGAGUUACAAGUAUUUGAAGGAGCUUUCCCUCAAGGGUAUAGGCCCGAAUUGCCAGCAGGAGGAGGAGGAGGAGGAGGUGGUGGUGGUGACGAUUUCUUUUCGGGUUUAGGAGAGAUAGAUGUUGAUCCUAUCAGCCUGUUGUUGAAUCAAGGUUUCUUGGGUGGUGGUGAUGAUGAAGAAGCUCAAAAUUUUAACAAAGAUUUGGAUCCUUUUGGUUGAUAUUAUACACAUACAAUAUAUAACCCACAAUUAAUAAUAAUUAAGAUUUGGCGGAUUAAUUAAUUAUUAUUUUGUUUAAAGGAAAUUUUAUUCAUUUGUUGUUUGGUGCUUGUAUAAUUGAGUAAAAAUAUAUAAUUUCUUUUUCAUUUUGUUA